Molecule: messenger RNA, 819 nt
Organism: Botrytis porri
Lineage: Eukaryota; Fungi; Ascomycota; Leotiomycetes; Helotiales; Sclerotiniaceae
Exons: 4
Coding region: 1-819 (272 amino acids)
Source: RefSeq, a predicted model, not a curated record
AUGCAUUACCAAAACUUUCUCAUCGCCACGCUCGCCAUUGCAGCCCCUGUUUCCCUUGCCCUUCCUCUCGCCGACCCUGAGCCCGCAAAAGGUACUCCGGCCACAACUAAGUUACCCGAAAACCAAAAUAAGCCAGAAACUGUUACCACGAAAGGUGAGCAACAGGAUGGACAGGAUUAUGCUACUAAGACAGGGAAGGGGAAGAGCCAGAGGGAUGUUGAAGAACUAGAGAAUAGAGAUGUGGCAGAUUUGGAUUGGGAUUGGGAUAUAAAGGGGAAAAUGACAGAUAUGAAUGUUGAAUUGGAGGAGAGAGCUGAAGGUGGAAAGCCCACUGGAGGUUUUACUGGAAACCCUGAUCCGGCACCUGCACCUAACGCAGCCGCAAAGCCAACACAGCAUUUUACUGGGAAACCGGAUACUGAGCCGGCUCAGACAGCUACAGCCAAACCAACUCAGCACUUUACUGGUAAACCUGACGGACCCGAACAAACAGCAAUAGCUAAACCCACUGAAAACUUCAGCGGCAAACCCGAUGGACCAGAUCCAACUGCCACUGGAAAACCAACUCAACACUGUACCGAAAAGCCAGAUACACCACCUACCAAAACAAUCAAAACUAUUGAACCUGUUAAGACCUCUAUCGCUUUUACUGAUAAACCAGAAAGUGUUCCAAGAACCUUCACAUCCAUGUACAAUAUUGGCGGUCAGGCGACCUCACGUUCCGUUCUUGUCAAUACUUAUGGACCGGCUAGUAGCAGUGUUAUCGUGGCUCCUGUGCCAAUUGGUACUGGAAAGCCUGCUGGAGGAAGAGGAUUUUAG